AUGGAAAGUGCCCUGCUGAGUAUCCUCACUCUUGUAAUAAUUGCAGAAUUCGUAAUUGGGAAUUUGAGCAAUGGAUUUAUAGUACUGAUAAACUGCAUUGACUGGGUCAGUAAAAGACAGCUGUCCUCAGUUGAUAAAAUCCUCACAUUCUUGGCAAUCUCCAGAAUUGGGCUGAUCUGGGAACUAUUAGUAAGUUGGUUUUUAGGUCUGCAUUAUCUAGCCAUAUUUGUGUCUGGAACAGGGUUAAGAAUUAUGAUUUUUAGCUGGGUAGUUUCUAAUCACUUCAGUCUCUGGCUUGCUACAAUCCUCAGCAUCUUUUAUUUGCUCAAAAUAGUGAGUUUCUCUAGCCCUGCUUUUCUCUAUUUGAAGUGGAGAGUAAACCAAGUGAUUGUGAUGAUACUGCUGGAAACCUUGAUCUUCUUAUUUUUAAAUCUGAUACAAAUAAACAUACAUAUUAAAGACUGGCUGGACCGAUGUGAAAGAAACACAAUUUGGAAUUUCAGUAUGAGUGGCCUUCCAACAUUUUCAGUGCCGGUCAAAUUCACCAUGACUAUGUUCAGUCUAGCACCAUUUACUGUGGCCCUCAUCUCUUUUCUCCUGUUAAUUUUCUCCUUGUGGAAACAUCUCCAGAAAAUGCAGCUCAAUUACAAAGGACACAGAGACCCCAGGACCAAGGCCCACAUAAAUGCAUUGAAAAUUGUGAUCUCAUUCCUUUUACUCUAUGCCAGUUUCUUUCUAUGUAUUCUCAUAUCAUGGAUUUCUGAGCUGUAUCAGAAUAUACUGAUCCACAUGUUUUGUCAGACGAUUGGAGUCUUCUAUCCUUCAAGCCACUCCUUUCUUCUGAUUCUAGGAAACCCUAAGUUAAGACAGGCCUCUCUUUUGGUGGCAGCUAAGGUAUGGGCUAAACGUUGA
Molecule: messenger RNA, 912 nt
Organism: Macaca mulatta (Rhesus monkey)
Lineage: Eukaryota; Metazoa; Chordata; Mammalia; Primates; Cercopithecidae
Gene: TAS2R13
Product: taste 2 receptor member 13
Biological process (GO): detection of chemical stimulus involved in sensory perception of bitter taste; sensory perception of taste; G protein-coupled receptor signaling pathway
Cellular component (GO): membrane
Molecular function (GO): G protein-coupled receptor activity; bitter taste receptor activity
Source: RefSeq, marked provisional